CAGAAUGGUGACUGAUCGAUCCGACGAGACGGAUAAUCACACCGAAUUUAUAAUUUUCUUCCACGAGCGGACGGCUUCUUCUUUAUCCCGUCUCGCGCGCUUCUUCUGCUCGAGUAGAGUACUAGUAGUACUGCUCGCCAUUCUUAUCUUCUCCCACGUUCCGUUACCUUUAUAGCUUCGGCCUUCCACCCGCUUCCUCUUCUCAUCUCACCCCAUUUGCUGUGUACCGUUCUUCGUCGUUGGUUGGUCUGUGCCGUGCUGUGCGGUUGAUCUGUGCGGGAAUGGAGGCGUACAUGAUGUUCUCGCGGAGCAAGGAGAGAAGGGAGGAGAUGAUCAGGUGUGACGAGCAGGAGGAGGAUAUUGGCUGCCCGUCGGAGUCGGAGCUGUCCCUAUCGUCGUCGUCGGAGGGGGUGGAGCUCGCCGACGACGCGAGCUCGUCGGGAUCGUCGGCGAGCCACAGCAACUUCGAGAUGUCCGCGCUCAUGACGGAGCUCCCUCUCAAGAGGGGUCUCUCCAAGUUCUUCGACGGCAAGUCGCAGUCGUUCACGUCGCUGGCGGCGGUGGGCGGCCUGGAGGACCUGGCGAAGCCGAUGAGGAAGCGCCUCAAGACGUCGCGCAGCUGCGGCGUCGGGCUGCAGGACGCGCACCGCCGGGGACGCCUCUCGCCGCGCCCGCUCUGCCGCAAUGCCAGCGCCACGGCGUCGUUCAAGAAGGUGUCCAAGGGGCAGCUGUCCGUGCUCGGCGCGAGCAGGCGGACGCGCCCGCCGGUGAUGGCGGUCUCGCCGAGGCCGGAAGGGGUGCCCGGGCAAGCUCUGUUAUUUGCUUAGGAGAUUUGCCCGCGAGAUCGUUGCUCCUGAUUCAGGUCGCAUGUCAUAAGCACUCAGCAGUAGUUAGGUAGCACGGUUGUAAUUACAGUUUUGAAGUGGAAAUUACCGAGGAAAUGUUGUGAAAUGGACGAUGUUCCAUUGCCCUACUGUGUAUGUAAA
This is a messenger RNA of Oryza brachyantha (malo sina), 986 nucleotides long. RefSeq lists its product as uncharacterized. The transcript is spliced from 2 exons. The record is from RefSeq and is a predicted model, not a curated record. Lineage: Eukaryota; Viridiplantae; Streptophyta; Magnoliopsida; Poales; Poaceae. The coding region runs from base 282 to 827 and encodes 181 amino acids.